GUUAGCAUUCUCUGUAAUCUCUCUCUCUCUCUAUAGUUUUUUUUUUGGUGAAUCUCUCUCUCAAAAGCUUGUGCUUGAAUUUGAAUAUUUCUUCGAAAUUAAUCUGUUUCUUCGUCUGAUCAUCUCCAGAGAUUGGAAUCGAGGUUCGUAAACGAAUACUAGAGAGAUCUGAAUUCAGCUACCAAUGGCGUCUCUGGUCUCGAAUCACGAACGGUCGAGAAAUUCAAACCUUAGCUCUACAGAUCACUCAAGGAAGAAGAAGAAGAAACCGUCUACGACGGAGUCUCGGAGAAGCGCGGUAGCAGUGUCCGCCGCCGGAGACGGUGAAAGCCACGCGAGAUGGAGAUCGGAGAAGCAACAGCGGAUCUACUCUGCGAAACUGUUCCAGGCGGUGCGACAUGUCCGUCUCAACUCCUCCUCCGCCACUGCUGUAACUCCGACGGCGACGACUCGGGGAAAGGCAGUCCGAGAAGCGGCCGAUCGCGCUCUCGCCGUCGCUGCACGUGGAAGGACAAUCUGGAGCCGAGCGAUUUUGGCAAACCGGAUCAAGCUGAAGUUCCGGAAACAGAAACGGCCGAGACCAGCGGCGGGUGCAGCCAUCGCCGCGAGUGGACGCCAGAGGAAGCCUAGAUUGGCGGUAGUGAGGCUGAAGGCGAAGAGUUUGCCGGCGGUUCAGAGGAAAGUGCAGGUUCUCGGGCGGUUGGUCCCCGGUUGCCGGAAACAGCCGUUGCCGGUCAUUCUGGAAGAAGCGACUGAUUACAUACAGGCACUGGAGAUGCAAAUCCGAGCUAUGAGUACUCUUGCGGAGCUCCUCUCCGGCUCGGCUCCUCCGCCGAGCUGAUGAGGGUAGAAGCGUCAUUUUGUUACAAUUCCUCUGUUAUAUAUAUAUAUAUACAGUGUUUCUGUUGAAUAAUCUCUCUGCAAUUCUC
Molecule: messenger RNA, 929 nt
Organism: Tarenaya hassleriana
Lineage: Eukaryota; Viridiplantae; Streptophyta; Magnoliopsida; Brassicales; Cleomaceae
Product: transcription factor bHLH148-like
Exons: 2
Coding region: 185-841 (218 amino acids)
Biological process (GO): regulation of DNA-templated transcription
Molecular function (GO): protein dimerization activity
Source: RefSeq, a predicted model, not a curated record